Messenger RNA from Funneliformis caledonium, 186 nucleotides. Lineage: Eukaryota; Fungi; Glomeromycota; Glomeromycetes; Glomerales; Glomeraceae. The record is from the annotation of a GenBank genome assembly.
AUGAAAUCACAUAAAGAAGAGGAAGAGUUAAGUUAUGACGAGCAAUUAAAAGAAGAGGAGAAAUUGAAUUAUGACGAACAACUAGAAGAAGAGAAGGAGUUUAAUUACGAAGAACAACUUGAAGAAGAGGAGUUGAGUUAUGACAAACAACUUGAAGAAGAAGAGGAGUUUGGUUAUGAAGAAUAA